Molecule: messenger RNA, 3320 nt
Organism: Ciona intestinalis (vase tunicate)
Lineage: Eukaryota; Metazoa; Chordata; Ascidiacea; Phlebobranchia; Cionidae
Source: RefSeq, a predicted model, not a curated record
ACAAACAGAUAUACCUACAUUCGUUAAUGAUUCACGCUAUUUAAUCUCACGUGGCAGUGACAGUCGUUACAAUACGAGCGUCCUAUUUCAUACGCAUUAAUACAUGGUAUGAAUACACAUGUAAUAUGAUCUCACAGAUCCGAACCAAACAAAUAUACUAUUAAUACUAAAGCAGUACAUCACCUAUCCAGACAAAAGUAAUUCUGCUAACAUACAUUAAGAUAUUAAAUUACCUGGAUCGCCUUUGUUCAGUUACUAAUACACAAAUAUGAUAAAGGGCUAUAUUUGUAAAGACAACUUUAAACAAAUAUUAUCUUUUCAUAUCAGCCUAUUGUCCGAAUGCCUGCUAUAAGCUGUUGUGUUACACCAUGGUUACACGUAUUACACAUAUCCUGAUGCUAUACUAUGUCAGAUAUAUUAAAAGCAUUCAUAUCCUAAAAUAAAUAUAAAACCUUGAAUGAGUUGGUUGGUUAUCAAAUGUAUAGUUAAAAAAGACAGUCAUAAACUGCCAUGGCAGCAAAUUUUAACUUAAUCCAUCAAAACUCUGGUGAACCCACUGACAGAGUUGUGUUGAUCUUAAGAUGUUAUCUGUACAGCCCACACAAGGAGAAAAUCACUUCUACAUAACUUAUAAUGUGUGGGUGGUUGUGGUUUAACACAGUGACAUUCUGCAUUUCAAUGGCUGCUAUUUAUGUGAAGAGCUAUAGUUAAGCUAAUGUUUGAGCAACUGUUUGAAACAAAAACUGUAAACAACUAUAAAUAUAAGCCUUACUGAAUUUUAGUUUAACCAGUUUGUAUAGCAAAAAAAAACAGUUGAAUUUAAAACAAAAAUAAACUACAAGAACAGCAAUUAAAGGAAGAACAAAUAGGGUUAAAAAAACAAAUAAAAAAAACAAUUAAAUUCAAAGAAGAAGAAUUUAACUACAAGAACAGAAAUCAAACUACAACAAGAAUUGAAAGAACUAGUUAUAAUGAACUAAGAAAUGAUAACAAGUAAAGAUUUAAAACAGUUUCAGCUUUUUAAAUUUAAAUAUAAGAAAACAUAAACCCUACAGAUAGUGUAGCAAAGAAAGAACUGCUAUUGCAAAUAACAUGCUACUAAAAAUCUUAUUCUUUAUUAAAAACAAAUAAACAACGAAAAAUAUAAGUGAACAAAACAAUUUUUAAAGAAAAUCCACUGAACAGAGCUAAAACUUAAUUGCAGUUAUAGUAAAUGAAAUAAAUACAUGCAAGAGUUUGAAACACAAAAAAACUGAAUUGAAGAUAAGAUCCCAAAAUGAGAGCUACAAUUACUUUUGGAUUUCUUAUGAUUAUAUUUGGUACAUCUUGGGCAGAUUCAACUUAUUAUAACAUAACUUGCAAGACACUUGGAGUGGACAUCAAGACUUUCAAACAAAAUGUGAUUUGUCCGGCAAACUGUGUAAGGAGGUUUAACAGGGUGUUUGGGACCAACCAUUAUACUGGGUAUUCAGAAGUUUGUGCUGCAGCUGUACAUGAUGGGAGAAUUACAAACGCAGGCGGCAAAGUGACAGUAUAUACAAGGGUUGGCCAACAUAGAUUUAAAGGAAGUAUAAGACACGGUGUUCAUAGCGUUAGGGAUGACCACUACUACUGGGUGUUCUUCCAAUUUCAAGAGGUUAGCGCAUGUAAGCUCCUUGAUAUGCAAGAAUCAGCAAAAGUUUACACUGUGGAUUGCCCCAAGCAUUGCACAGAUAAGGUAAUGAUAUUUGGGUCAGGGAUAUACCACACUAGGUCGGGAAUCUGCAAUGCAGCGUUAUUCGAUGGAGUUAUUAAGAAAGGCAGAGGGGGUAGAGUCACCGUGUAUAAAGUACGUAAUGUUAAUAUAAAUAAGUGGGACGAACGAUGGAAGACCCAGAAUGGCGUGAAUUCUUUUAGAAGAGAUUUUACCGAACAUGGAUUCCUAUUUAACGCACCAGCCAUCCCAUGCUCAAUGAAUGGGACAAGUAUCGAGGAAAAAGAUUGGUUUGUUGGUUUCUGCCCACCAAGGUGUGACCAAGCUAACUACCAAGUCAAAGGGAAUAAUAUUUAUUCUGAAGAUUCGAACAUUUGCGCGGCUGCAGUUCAUGAUGGACAGAUUAACGCUGACACUGGUGGAUUAAUAAGUGGAUAUCGAACAUCGGGCUUAACUUCCUACGUUGGGAAUUAUAAACAUGGAAUAACAAGUACAACACAUGGGGUGUCCGGGGCUUCCUUUACAUUUCAAGUUUCUUGCAGCACAACUGCAGAGAAGUUUACAGCAGACAUUGUAAUGCUGAUCUGUCCAUCUUAUUCUGAGUGUCGAGAUACACCUGAAGAUACGAGACGUAUAUAUGGGACAUAUGUGUAUGCAGAUGUAUCAAGUAUAUGUAUGGCUGCCACCAUGGAUCAGACAAUAAGAUUUGAACUAAGCCUACCAACCUAUGUGAAGAAAAGCAAAGGCAUGUUGUCGUAUUAUGGGACAUACAGUAAAGCUACUGAUAUUCAAAGUCAUUCAUACAACUCCACACAGAACUCAUUUAUAUUUAUGAGUCUUAUAUCAACCCGUGAUACGGAAAGAAAAGCAAAACACAAGUCGUGUCUUCUACAAGGCAGUGACUUUACAGAGGAAAGAUUUGACGUUGAAUGUUCAGGGUAUUGUUACUUAUCCACUGAUUCUGUGUGGGGAAGUGGGGUUUAUACGGACAACUCAUAUAUAUGUAAAGCUGCACUGAUAGACGGGAAGUUACUAAAGAAUCAGUUUCAAACAGUCCAUGUUGAAAUAGUGGAAGGACAACCCUCAUACAACGCCUCACAAAAUGGUGAUCCUCACACAUGGAGCAGAAAUCAUGGACCGUGGCAUCGGUCGUUCAGGUUCACUGAUGAAUAAUAAUAUGUAUUAUGACAUCAUCAUGUUCAAUAUGACAUCAUUAUAAUCAAUAUAACAUCAUUAUGUUACUAUUAUGGUGGCAGUAAUAUACAUUAACAGUUUUAUAAACAUAUAGUAGAGUGGGGGAAGAUGGGACACCUUUACACUUAAUAUCCAAAUAUCCUGAUCGUGUUUUAAACAAUAAACAACUGUGUAUGGAAGUCGUGAGGAUACAGUUUUAUAUUUCUUUGAAUGUACUUUGUUUACUACCAAAGGGGAUGAAAAAAUAGAAUAAAAAGGUGUCCCAUCUUCCCCCACCCUACUAUACAGUAUUAUGUUAUACAUGUGGUGGCAGUAUUAUACAUGGGAGUUUUAUAAACAUACAGUAUUAUGUGUAGCCAAUAUAUUGUAUGAUACUAUUACACUUGUUUUCGAAAACAACUGUUCUGAAAUAAAUCAUAAUUAUGGUAAAGUG